AUGCUUCAAAUCAUAAUUCAUAAAUGUGCCGAAAGAAAUUUGUUUCCGUACCCACAGAUAAUUAAUGUGGACUUUGAAAAAGCAGUUAUAAAUGCUAUAAAAACUGUUAUUGGAGAAGAUGUUCAAAUCCAGGGAUGCUUUUUUCAUCUCUGUCGAAGUACCCACAGAAAAAUACAACAAUUAGGUCUUGAACAAUUGUACAGGUUAAAUGAAGAGUUUUCCCAUUUUUGUGGCAUGUUAGAUAGCUUGGCGUUUUUACCAAUAUAUGAUAUUAAUACAGGUUUAAAUUAUUUAAAAAGUGUCAUGCCUGAAGAAGCUACAGAUUUGGUCGAGUAUUUUGAACGCACAUAUGUGAAUCACAAACAUCCAACAAUUUGGACAUUGAUUACUAAGAUGCGGCAUGAAAAUGCAGCAGACGAAACCAAAGUCGCGCAGCGUCAACUGGGUACUAUUGGACCACCGUUGAAAAAAAAAAAAUAUAUGUUAUCAAAUCUUUGCGAAGGGUACAAUGAUGGAAGUAGGGACAUUCCAAAUUUUUUAAAUGCUAUUGCUAAUUUUAUUAGAAAUUAA
Macrosiphum euphorbiae (potato aphid) is the source of this 570-nucleotide messenger RNA. The record is from the annotation of a GenBank genome assembly. NCBI's taxonomy places the organism in Eukaryota, Metazoa, Arthropoda, Insecta, Hemiptera, Aphididae.